This is a messenger RNA of Moneuplotes crassus, 424 nucleotides long. The record is from the annotation of a GenBank genome assembly. Lineage: Eukaryota; Ciliophora; Spirotrichea; Euplotida; Euplotidae.
GGAAUAAUAUUUAAUUUUUCAACCAAUAUGUCACACUCAAUCAUGUUUGUCCAAUUCAAUAAGGAUGAAAACUCCAAGACAUACCUUGACUUCGAGUCAGUAGAGUCAGCCCUAGAAGGCCUCUGACAACUCUACGAGCAGCAUAGUAUCGAAGAGAGCAAAGAGAAAGGUACCACAGAUUCUUUGACGUAUGACUUAAUCGACUUGUUCAAAUAUCUGGAUAGCCUGCAGGAUCUGAGUUGUCUCUCUUUCUCAGAUGACUCCAAAGUAUAUGCUCCACAUGGUAGAGCAUGGAUAAAGUCCCAAUUGUUCAACUUAAUGAAAGGAAAAGCAGAGAGCGGAUAGACAACAAAUAUUAAAGUUAAUAAACCUAGUUUUGGAAUAACCUCCAUAACUUUACCAGAAUUUUUUACAAAUUUCUUCU